AUGGCGCCGUCUAUUAGACACUCGAUUUCCGGUCGCCCAUCACGUAGUCGACCCAGAUCCUCUUUGAAAUCAUCAAACAACGGGCUCCUCGAUUCGCCUGAGGGCCCUCCUAUGAAGAAGCGAAGGUACAUUCCCGGCGGUCCUGGAGGCGGAGGAAGGUUUAUCGACGCCGACGGCACUAUUGUCGCCGAAGAAGAAUCACAAACACCGAAGACAUCCAGUGCUCCCCGCCGCCACUCUGCAAGUGCUCGGAGUCGCCCAGCUCCGCGUGAGAUCGAACAACCAAUGCAAGCCCCUCCACCGCCACCUCCCCUUGUACCAACAACACCACCCUCAAUGACGCGUCCGAGGCGCGAUAAGACCCAAAAUCGGGGUCGCUUUACCUCCUCCACGGCUGCUGCACUUGCUCUUCAACAAGGUGAUGGCUAUAAGCCACGCGAAGAACGCGGAUGGGAGGAGUUCCACCCCGACUUGGAUAUCGAUGGCAAGCUUGCAGUCUUCAGCUCCCAUGAAGUCGAUGCUCCAGAUGCUACAGCAGAAUCCUCGAGCUUGGGAUCAUUGGGUGGGGCGAACGGGCUGGAUAGUCCAGGAACGCCAGCCUCUUAUUCAGCUGACGCCUCGUCUCCAUUCCCGAUGAAACGUAGGCCUGGUCGUCCACCGCGUCGCCCUGAAGCUAUCUUGAACGCCAUGUUCUCUCAUCAAGGACAGAAGGUCAUUCCACCGCCUGGUCCUAAUCCUCGGGAGAAGUUGACGCUGCCAAAGCCGUCGUUCAGGAUGCGUGACCCCUUCACAUUCUACGAGAAAAAAGGUGUGGGCCACCAAAAUUAUGUCGAUCGUACUAUGGCAGCUGUUGGUUACCAAGAGAGCGAUCUGUUUCUCCGUCAUGACCGGCGUUUUAUUCGAAUGACCGAAGGCACACAAGAAGAUGACUUGGAUGUCAUUCAGCCUGCUAUGACCGAUGACGUUAACACAACGACUGGACGCGUGGAAUAUGAUAUGGAUGAGCAAGAUGAGAAAUGGUUGGAAGAAUAUAAUGCCAAACGUCGCGAAGAUCAGCUUGAGCCCAUCAAACCGGCUGUGUUUGAAAUUACCAUGACCAAGAUUGAGAGGGAAUGGCACGCCCUUGAGAAGCGCAUCCCGAAGCCAAACCCCAAACCACCACAGACCGGGCGGCCUCGCUCCAGUUCAGCUGCUGCUGUCAAUGGCGAAACUGCUGGACCAGGCGAAGAGCAGGACAGCAAGUGUGCUAUCUGCGAUGAUGGCGACUGUGAAAACGCAAACGCCAUUGUUUUCUGUGAUGGUUGCGACCUUGCGGUACAUCAAGAGUGUUAUGGUGUGCCUUUCAUCCCAGAAGGCCAGUGGCUUUGCCGCAAGUGCCAGCUACUAGGGAGAGGUGCCACGAAUUGUAUCUUCUGCCCAAACACUGAAGGUGCAUUCAAGCAAACUACCUCGUCCAAAUGGGCCCAUCUGCUUUGCUCUUUCUGGAUUCCAGAAGUCUCUAUUGGCAACCCAUCUCUUAUGGAGCCAGUUACCGAUGUUGAAAAAGUCCCUCGCAGUCGCUGGAAGCUGAAUUGCUACAUCUGCAAGCAGCGGAUGGGUGCCUCCAUCCAGUGCAGUAACAAAAACUGCUUCGUGGCCUUCCACGUCUCAUGUGCACGCAGAGCUCAGCUGUAUCUCAAGAUGAAGAUUGGGCAUAGCCUCAUGGACUCUCACCUUCUCAAAGCUUUCUGUGACAAGCACGUUCCGCAUGAUUGGCGACUGGAGCACGGGACUGAUAUUGCAACUGCUGAUGCCAUGGAAUACUACCGCAAUACCAUGAGCGGUCGACGGUGGGGGGACAGUCAAGCUGUGGCACUUUCAACUGGUCCGUCACAUCCCGUCAUUGAGGGUGGUGAAGAUGACCUCGCUUCAGCUCCUCGCAUUACCUUGACUAUCGGCGGUAAUAAGCGCAAGCGCGUACCUCGAAUGAUAUGGAAACUACCCUCGGGUGCUCCAGUGAUUCCUCAGGUUGUUUUGAACUCAGUGGUUGCCUCCCUUCAGCGAUUCACGGUCCGUCAAAGAAAGCAAUAUGCUGAGGAUGCAUCCAAGUAUUGGACGCUGAAGCGUGAAGCGAGACGUGGAGCCGCAUUGCUCAAGAGACUUCAGUUGCAGCUCGAAACAUUCUCCUCCAUGGAGAUGACACGAAGAGACUACGUAGCUAUGGGUGUUCCCGGGUACAAACGCCUGGAACGUCGCAUCGAAUUUGGCGAACGACUUUACAAGGAUCUCGAUCGAUUACGGAUGCUAUGUGAUGAAGUGAAGAAACGAGAGAAGGAGAAGUUGAAGGAUGCCGAGAUGCUACGGAACAUUGUGGAUCUUGUCUAUUUCCCUACGUUCCCACUACUCUGGCCGAUCCUUGAGAAAGCUCAACUGCUUGACGGAAAGGGUGUUUUUGCUCCUGGCUUGAUGUCAAUACGACAGAGAUUGAAUGAGCGUUUCUAUCCAUCUGUUGCUACCUUCUCUGCCGACCUGGCUAGCCUGUUCACGUCAGAAAUCGGAGUGGAGCCUGCUGGCGACACCGCUGAACUACAAGCACAGAUCAGCGGCCGUGCCCCAGAGCUUAGCUUGGAGCAACGCGAGAAGCGAAAACUGGCCAAGCGCAUCAUCAAGGUCAUUCAGCCUUCCCUGGAGGAUGCAAUCAAGAAAGAGAGCGAGUUGAACCGCAAACCAUUUGAGAAAGAAUUGAAAGAGCUGGACGUGAUUCUUGACCACAGUGUUAUGUCUCGCGGUGGUGAUUCUCCCGAGCCAGAGGGUGACACUGAGCUGUCUGCCCACCCUGAUGCCAUGGAAGGUGUCGAGGAAACUACGGAGGCUCCAUCCGAGGCUCAACCCGCUCCAGACCAACAGCCCCCGAAGAUUCUGGACCAACAGCUGCCCCUGGCUCAAGGUGGCAUCCAAUGGUACAUGCAGCCAUUCGAUCCUGUUGGCACCACCGUUCACGAGGAACGAUGGACAGGACGGGAUGUUAUGCGUGGUAUGAGCGAGGAGCUCAGUGAAUUGGACGAGGACGAACUUGAAGGAUUGAAGGACUUGGUGGAUGAUGAAGAGCUCGGGGGUACUGCCAAUACCAACGGCGCUCCAGCUGCUUCUCAACAGAAUAACCGUCGGACGCGACGUUUGCGUGGCUCAAAAUAA
Penicillium canescens is the source of this 3174-nucleotide messenger RNA. Its product is annotated as putative PHD finger domain protein. The record is from RefSeq and is a predicted model, not a curated record. The transcript has 3 exons. NCBI's taxonomy places the organism in Eukaryota, Fungi, Ascomycota, Eurotiomycetes, Eurotiales, Aspergillaceae. Bases 1 to 3174 code for a protein of 1057 amino acids. Gene Ontology annotation, biological process: regulation of transcription by RNA polymerase II.